Molecule: messenger RNA, 1572 nt
Organism: Penicillium brevicompactum
Lineage: Eukaryota; Fungi; Ascomycota; Eurotiomycetes; Eurotiales; Aspergillaceae
Exons: 5
Coding region: 1-1572 (523 amino acids)
Cellular component (GO): membrane
Source: RefSeq, a predicted model, not a curated record
AUGAGCGACCCUGCUGGCGGCGGCGUUGACUUCGCUCUCUAUCGCUACACUCCUUCAAUUCCGGCAGCAGCGAUUUUCGGCGUGGUCUUUAUAGGGCUUUCAAUUUGGCAUCUGAUCCGUUUGAUCAAGCACCGCUCAUAUUUCUUCGUUCCGUUUUUAAUCGGCCUUCUCCUUGAAUGCGCUGGGUACUUUGCUCGCAUCUUCUCUCAUUUUGAUACGAAAGCGCUCGGCCCGUAUAUCGUUCAAACCAUGUUGAUUCUCGUGGCCCCUCCACUUUUCGCCGCUUCGAUCUAUAUGACACUCGGCAGGAUCAUUGUCAAGCUUGAAGCCGAAGAGAUGUCUCUGGUACCAAUCAAGUUUUUGACAAAGGUGUUUGUCGUGGGCGAUGUGAUAUCCUUUCUCCUUCAGUGCGGAGGUGGAGGCUACAUGGCUGCCGGAACUCUGUCUGCAAUGAAUAUUGGCGAAAAUAUAGUCAUUGGUGGCCUAGCUAUACAGCUUCUGUUCUUUGGAUUCUUCGUGAUUGUGUCGGCAGUCUUCCACUGGCGUGUGAAGAAACGAACAGGAUACAGCAACCUGCCCCCCAGAACGAGAUCUCAGAGCGUGAGAACCAAAAUGACCUGGGAAUCUGUCAUGUGGGCUCUCUAUAUCGCCUGUUUGCUUAUUCUUACUUCAACAUCACCUGAGCACCUGUGCACUAUGACCACAAUUCAAGAUAUGUUGGCGGCCGAGCCAUCUAAAAACUCACAGCCAACUCAAUACGUGGAUACGGUGGAAGCAUACAAUAAAUGGGCAGAGGUCUACGACACAGACGGGAAUUUCCUUCAGCGGCUUGACACGAUUGAGAUGCGCUCACUGCUUCCCCACUUCCUCGAUCGCGUGUCCACUCUCCAAGACAAGGUUGAGACCACAGCUGCCAGACCAAGCAUCAUAGACUUGGGUUGUGGCACAGGUCGGAAUACCGUUCAACUACUUAACGCCCUGUCCGCCAGGGAGAAUGAUACCUUCAAUCUCAUUGGGCUCGAUGCAUCACCUGGUAUGCUCGAUGUGGCGCGGACUGCGUUGAAAGAACACGCAACAAAGCAAACAAGCCCCCAGCCCGUUUCACUGGACAUUCUGGAUAUACUGCAGACUGCGUCGUCAUCACAGCUGCCGCCGUCAAUUGGUGCAGGAGCUUCGGGUGUGAUAAGCACGCUUGUGCUAGAGCACAUCCCAUUGGCACAGUUUUUUGCGGUUGCUUCGAUGAUAAUGAGACCUGGCGCGUAUCUCCUGGUGACGAAUAUGCAUGAAGAGAUGGGGAUGCAGAGCCAAGCUGGAUUCACUGAUCCAGAGAGCGGAGUUAAGAUUCGGCCUACAAGUUAUUGCCACGCUAUUCCCGAUGUCUUGAAGGCAGCCCAAGAGGCAGGAUUUUCGGUAGCAAAUAUUGACGAAAACGACGUGACUAGCAACUGCGAAAAAGGGGUGAUCAUUAGAGGCGUUGACGAGGAAUUAAAGCAUGUGCUAGGCGCCCGGGCAGGGAAAUGGGUAGGGGUCAAGGUUUGGUUCGGGAUUUGCUUCAGAAAGGCGAGCGAGUGA